Oryctolagus cuniculus (rabbit) is the source of this 670-nucleotide messenger RNA. The record is from RefSeq and is a predicted model, not a curated record. Lineage: Eukaryota; Metazoa; Chordata; Mammalia; Lagomorpha; Leporidae.
GCAAUUCAUGUUUUGAAGUGCUAUGAUUCAUUCAAAACGUGAGGCGCUGCUAUACCCCCUCGCGGGGAAAAUAGAAGGCGGGAGUCCGCGGACUCGUGCUCCUGCCGCCGAGUGCCGGCUUCCCGCCGAGGCCGGCUCGGGAGCAGCCAGAAAGAGGCCCUGUGCCAUCCGGCGCUGGAAGCACCCAGCCCUCCCGGAGGACCUUGUGCGCGCGCCAACCGGCUCCUGUGGGCGCUUGCAGCAUCCAGGUGAGGCGCCGGCCGGCUCGGGAUCGCGAAGGGUGGAGGGCGGGAAGCUAGCGAUCCUGACUUUUGGGGGCGUUGCCUUCCAGGAUCCCAGCAACCCUUUGCUGGGGGAGGGGGGAGGGAGGGCAAAAGGCGCCGAGCUUGCGCUGCAUGGGUGCUCUUUUCUGACUUAAAACAUUCCUUGCACUUUUAUUUACACGCUUGAAGUUGCUGUGAGCCUGCCUAGAUUCUCCUCCAAGGACAAAAACGUGAAUAAAGCAAUAUUUUAGCCAAACAUUUCUGUGUCAAUUAAGAAGAUGGCAAUUCGUUCCAGACUAUAAAUUCUCUUUCACAGCUCCCUAAGGUAUUCUUUUAAAUUGUUUUUCAACCUUGCGAGAUGUACAUCAUCAUGUGUGGGAGACUUGUAUAAAGUCAAUCAACUGAUA